Messenger RNA from Penicillium arizonense, 753 nucleotides. Its product is annotated as putative secreted antimicrobial peptide. The coding region runs from base 1 to 753 and encodes 250 amino acids. The transcript is spliced from 3 exons. The record is from RefSeq and is a predicted model, not a curated record. Lineage: Eukaryota; Fungi; Ascomycota; Eurotiomycetes; Eurotiales; Aspergillaceae.
AUGAAGCUUCUUAUUAUCACCACCGUUCUGGCCUCUCUUCUUACCUCUACAAAUGCCACAGUUGUCAAGGCAUACAAAGGCUCCUCUUGCAAUGGGGAAUAUGUGGGCUCGGUGAGCGCCUGUGGAAGCACGGGGCUGUCACAGAACUACAAGGUCUUAAGCCUCAAACUCGACUUCCAAAAAGCAACAGCCUCUUUCUACAAGGAAAAACCCGAUAGGUACGGAAACUGCGUGGGCGUCCAUAUCUCCAGAAACACGGAUCAGUGUGUGACACUUCCUGGCACCAAGGGAAGUAAGCGAGCAAAUGGUUAUGGUCUGAUGGGCUAUGAACCGGCGUAUGGAAGCACCGAUCCACUCUAUGACUGCAACCCAUCCGUCGUGUCAGAAGGGUUCACGCGGUCCAAGAAGGGUCCUAUCAUGCCAGGAGAAACGGGUAUCAUCUCCGGAAACUGUGUAGUGGGUGUCUCCGCCGGCCAAACUCUCACGUAUGCUUCUCCGACAUCAGGCUCGAACUUCGGCACCUUUACGAACACGUUGACUGGCAGCUCGACAGUCGGUGCGAUUGCUAUCACAGGAUGGAAUGUCAACUAUGUUCGGAGUGUGGCGCCUUCAACUUCCAUGAACAAUAAUAUGUCCAACGCCACAGGCACGUCUUCAAUCGGGGAUUCUCCUGGGUCUACGCUUUCUACCAAUCGAUGUCGGGUAGAACAGUUCUUGGGUGCCCAAGAUAGCGUUGGGCAAGGAUUCCCUUGA